AUGGAGACAGAAAGUAGAGCAGUAGUUGUCAGGGGCCAGGGCAGGUGCUACGGGGAGCUCUUUAAUGGGUAUAAGGUCUCAGCUUUGCAUGAGGAACAGAGUUCUAUAGAUGAAUGUGGUGAUGGUAGCACAAAGUUUCACUUUGCUAAUGGCGUAGACAUUACACUCAUGAUGCUGGGAACCCUGGCAUCACUGGAAAAUGGAGCCUGCCCUCCUCUAAUGUCACCGGUUUUAGGAGAAAUGAGUGAUUACCUUAUUAGUGGCUGUCUAGUCCAUACCAACGGAACAAAUUAUGGGAACUGUACUUGGUCUCAAGAGGAACUGAAUAAAGAUAUGAUUAUCUUGACUCUGCAUUGUGUUGGAAUUACUGCCUUGAUUUCUGGCUAUCUACGAAUUUCCUUUUGGGUUAUGUCUGCAACAUGACAACAUUCAGUUUUGGGUCAGGACAUCAGCUGGUUUGAUGGCUGUGACUUUGGUGAACUUAACACUCUCAUGACUGAGAAAGAGGUCAACAAAGUCAAUGAUGGUAUUGGAGACAAGGUUUCUCUGUUGUUUCAAAACAUAUGUACUUUUUCUAUUAGCCUAGCGAUUGCGUAGGUAAAGGGCUGGAAACUUGCCCUGGUGACUCUGUCCACAGCUCCUCUUAUCAUGGCUUCUGCAGCAAUGUGUUCUAGGAUAAGUAAGCUAAUGGUCAUCUCAUUGACCAGUAAGGAACUGAGUGCCUAUUCCAAGUCUGGGGCUAUAGCAGAAGUCUUGUCAUCAAUCCAAACAGUGAUAGCUUUUGGAGUCCAGAAAGAAAUUCAAAGGUAUACACAGAAUCUAAAAGACGCAAAGGAUGUUGGCAUAAAAAAGGCUACAGUUUCAAAACUGUCUCUUGAUGCUGUAUAUUUGUUUAUGAAUGGAACCUUUGGACUCGCUUUUUGGUAUGGAACCUCCCUGAUCCUUCUUGAAGAACCUGGUUAUACCAUCAGGACUCUACUUGCUGUUUUCUUCAGUGUAGUCCAUACUAGCUAUUGAAGUGGAGCAGCAGCCCUUCACUUUGAAACCUUCACUAUAGCCUGAGGAGCUGCCUUUAAUAUUUUCCAGAUUAUUGAUAAGAAACCCAGUAUAGGUAACUUUUCAACAACAGGAUAUAAACCCGAAUGCAUAGAAGGAACUGUGGAACUUAAAAAUGUUUCUUUCAAUUAUCCAUCAAGACCAUCUAUCAAGAUUCUGAAAGAUCUGAAUCUCAAAAUUAAGCAUGGAGAGACCAUGGCCUUGGUUGGCCCCAGUGGCAGUGGAAAGAGUACAGUGGUCCAACUCCUGCAGAGGUUGUACGAUCCUGAACAAGGCAUUAUCACAGUGGAUGAGAAGGACAUCAGAACCCUAAACAUUACAGGUAACACAUUGGCGUUGUCAGCCAAAAGACCUGUUUCGCUUGGGACCAUUAGUAACAACAUUAAGUACAGAUGAGAUGAUGUGACUGAUGAAGAAAUUGAGAAGGCAGCCAAGGAAGCAAAUGCUUAUGACUUCAUAUUGGAGUUUCCAAAGAAAUUAAAUUUUUCUCCUAUGUUGGUAGGAGAAAAAGGAGCUCAAAUGAGUGGAGGGCAGAAGCAGAGGAUUGCGCUUGCUUGAGUAUUGGUUUGAAACCCUAAAAUUCUGAUCUUAGAUGAGACCACAUCUUCUCUAGACACAGAAAGUGAGUCACUUGUUCAAGCUGCACUGGAGAAGGCAAGCAAAGGUCGGACCACGAUUGUGGUAGCACACCGGCUUUCCACUGUUCAAAGCGCAGAUCUGAUUGUGGCCAUAAAGGAUAGGACAGUGGUGGAAAAAGGAACACAUGCUAAACUAAUCGCCAAAAGAGGACUCUAUUAUUCACUUGCACUGUCACAGGAUAUGAAAAAAGCUGACGAACAGCAGUCAAUGACAUCUUCUACUGAAAGAAAAGCCAGCUCUGGCAGGUCAGACUGUACUGACAAGUCCAAAGAAUCCAUCCGCUAUGAAGAGACAAGUGUUCCUAAAGUUCCCCUAUUGAAAAAUUUUUAAUUAAGCAAGUCUGAAUGGCCUUUUGUGAUUCUGGGAACAUUGGCUUCUGUUCUGAAUGGAUCUGUUCACCCUGUUUUUUCCAUCGUCUUUGCAAAAAUGGUAACUAUGUUUGAAGAUGAUAAUAAAACCGCAUUAAAGCAUAAUGCAGAAAUUUAUUCUAUGAUAUUUGUCAUUAUGUAUAUUAUUUGCUUUGUCAGUUAUUUCAUGCAGGUAAAUGUUUGGGGGAUUGUUUUUUAUGACAGAGCAGGGAAAUUUUUGUCCAUGAGAUUAAGACAUUUGGCAUUCAAGGCCAUGUUGUAUCAGGAUAUUGCCUGGUUUGAUGCUAAAGAAAACAGCACAGGAGACUUGACAACGACAUUAGUGAUAGAUAUUGCACAAAUUCAAGGAGUGUGUACAUUGUUUUUAUUUUUAAAUAUCGUGUGUACAUGUGAACCUGCACACGUGUGUCUGUGCCUGUAUGUGAGCUGUGCUGAGAUGAUUCAAAUCAUUAAGGAAACCAGAAUUGAUGUCUUCACUCAAAAUGCAACUAACAUGGUGACAGUUAUCAUUUCCUUCAUAUAUGGAUGGGAGAUAACACUCUUGACUCUGAGUAUUGCUUAGGUGCUUCCUCUCACACGAAUGAUAGAAACCGCAGCAGUGACUAGAUUUACUAACAAGGAUAAACAAGAACUGAAGCAUGCUGGGAAGAUAGCAACUGAAGCUGUGGAGAACAUACAUACCAUGGUGUCAUUAACAAGAGGAGAAAAAGCCUUUGAGCAAAUGUAUGAAGAGAUUCUUCAGACCCAACACAGAAAUACCUUGAAGAAAGCACAGAUCAUUGGAAGUUGCUAUGCGUUCAGCCACACCUUUGUGUAUUUUGUCUGUGUGGCAAAGUUUCGAUUUGGAGUUUAUUUAGUUCAAGCUGGACAAAUGACAUCAGAGGGCAUGUUUACUUAAGUCACAGGGAAGUCAUAUGGAACCAUGACCAGGGGAGAAACUCUUGUGUUGGCAAGUGAACAUUCCAAAGCCAAAUCUGGAAAGAAACCAACCAUAGACAGCUACAGUGAAAAAGGGAAAAAAACAGCCACAUGUGAACGGAAUUUAGAAUUCCAAGAAGUUUCUUUCUUCUACCCACGUUGCCCAGAUGUUCUCAUCCUUCACAGCUUGUCCCUCAGGAUUGAGAAAGGGAAGAGGGUCGCAUUUGUUGGGAGCAGUGGGUGUGGAAAAAGCACCUCAGUGUAACUUCUGCAGAGAUUUUAUGACCCUGUGAAAGGACAAGUACUAUUUGAUGGUAUAGAUGCAAAAGAAUUGAAUGUUCAGUGGCUCCAGUCUCAAAUAGCCAUCGUUUGUCAAGAGCCUGUGCUUUUCAACUGUAGCAUUGCCGAAAACAUUGCCUAUGGUGAUAACAGCUGAGUUGCAUUAGAUGAGAUAAAAGAAGUUGCAAAGGCAGCAAAUAUCCACUCUUUCAUUGAAGGGCUCCCUGAGAAAUAUAACACACAAGUUGGACUGAAAGGAGUGCAGCUUUCUGGCAGCCAGAAACAAAGACUAGCUAUUGCAAGGGCUCUUCUCCAGAAGCCAAAAAUUUUACCGUUGAUUGAGGACACUUCAGCCCUUGACAAUGAGAGUAAAAAGGUGGUUCAGCAGGCCCUACCUAAAGCCCGGAGAGGGAGGACAUGCCUGGUGGUGGCUCACAGACUCUCCACAAUACAGAAUGCAGAUCUCAUUGUGGUUCUGCACAAUGGAAAAAUAAAGGAACAGGGAACUCACCGGGAACUGCUGAGAAAUGGAGACAAAUACUUUAGAUCAGUAAAUGCACAGUCAGUGCACUGA
Molecule: messenger RNA, 3834 nt
Organism: Castor canadensis (American beaver)
Lineage: Eukaryota; Metazoa; Chordata; Mammalia; Rodentia; Castoridae
Source: RefSeq, a predicted model, not a curated record